This is a messenger RNA of Dipodomys ordii (Ord's kangaroo rat), 1948 nucleotides long. RefSeq names its product solute carrier family 6 (neurotransmitter transporter), member 12 (gene Slc6a12). Gene Ontology annotation, molecular function: gamma-aminobutyric acid:sodium:chloride symporter activity. The transcript has 14 exons. Gene Ontology annotation, cellular component: plasma membrane. Lineage: Eukaryota; Metazoa; Chordata; Mammalia; Rodentia; Heteromyidae. Gene Ontology annotation, biological process: neurotransmitter transport; sodium ion transmembrane transport. The record is from RefSeq and is a predicted model, not a curated record.
AUGGAGAGGAAAGUGGCAGUCCACGAGGCUGGGGUUCCUGUGAUCUCCUGGGUCCCUGAGGAAGGAGAGACCACGGAACAAGAAAGCGAGGACCGGGCGAAGGACCGGGGCCAAUGGACCAACAAGAUGGAGUUCGUGCUGUCCGUGGCUGGGGAGAUCAUCGGCCUAGGCAACGUCUGGAGGUUUCCUUACCUCUGCUACAAGAAUGGAGGUGGCGCCUUCUUCGUCCCCUACUUCAUCUUCUUCUUCAGCUGCGGCAUCCCCGUGUUCUUCCUGGAGGUGUCCCUGGGCCAGCACACCAGCCAAGGGAGCGUCACAGCCUGGAGGAAGAUCUGCCCCCUCUUCCAGGGCAUCGGCCUGGCGUCUGUGGUCAUCGAGUCUUACCUGAACAUUUACUACAUCAUCAUCCUCGCCUGGGCCCUCUUCUAUCUGUUCAGCUCCUUCACCUCCCAGCUGCCCUGGACCAGCUGCUCCAAUGCCUGGAACACAGAGCUCUGCGUGAACUUCCUGAACCACUCCGCAGCCGUCACGCACUCCGAGAACUUCACCUCGCCCGUCAUAGAAUUCUGGGAGAGACGCGUCCUGGGCAUCACCUCCGGCCUCCACGAGCUGGGGGCCCUGCGCUGGGAGCUGGCGCUGUGUCUCCUGCUCGCCUGGAUCAUCUGCUACUUCUGUAUCUGGAAGGGGAUCAAGUCCACGGGCAAGGUGACCACUGGCACUUGGCCAUAUAUCCUUUUUGUUGUUCUUUAACUAAAUCCUGUACCCAGGGGUGGGCUGGUGCGCACGCCAGCGGCCUGGGCUCCCUUCCGACCCUCCUACCACAUCCGUGGGCAUCUCACGCAGGUGUGGAUGGAUGCCGGCACCCAGAUCUUCUUCUCCUUUGCCAUCGGCCAGGGGUGUCUGACAGCACUGGGCAGCUACAACAAGUACCACAACAACUGCUACAGGGACUCCAUCGCCCUCUGCUUCCUGAACAGCGCCACCAGCUUUGUGGCGGGCUUUGUCGUCUUCUCCAUCCUGGGCUUCAUGUCCCAAGAACAAGGGGUGCCCAUUUCCGAGGUGGCCGAGUCAGGUCCCGGGCUGGCCUUCAUCGCCUUCCCCAAGGCCGUGACCAUGAUGCCGCUGUCACAGCUCUGGUCCUGCCUUUUCUUCCUCAUGCUCAUAUUUCUCGGGCUGGACAGCCAGUUCGUGUGCAUGGAGUGUCUGGUGACCGCCUUCCUGGACAUGUUCCCCGGGCAGCUGCGCAGGCGCGGCCGCCGUGAGCUCCUUAUCCUGGCCAUCGCCGUCCUGUGCUACCUGGUUGGGCUCCUGCUGGUCACCGAGGGCGGCAUGUACAUCUUCCAGCUGUUUGACUAUUACGCGUGCAGCGGCAUCUGCCUGCUCUUCCUCUCUGUGUUUGAAGUGAUCUGUAUUGGCUGGGUGUACGGGGCCGACCGUUUCUAUGACAACAUGGAGGACAUGAUCGGCUACCGGCCGUGGCCCCUGGUGAAGAUCUCCUGGCUCUUCCUGACACCGGGACUCUGCCUGGCCAUCUUCCUCUUCUCCCUGAGCAAGUUCACGCCUCUGACCUACAACAAGGUGUACGUGUACCCACCCUGGGGCUACGCCAUCGGCUGGCUGCUGGCCCUCUCCUCCAUGGCUUGCGUUCCUCUCUGCGCCGUCAUCAACCUGCUACGGGCCCGGGGCUCCUUCACCGAGCGCCUCCGGCAGCUAGUCACGCCCGACCCCAGCCUGCCCCAGCCCCGGCCGCGCCCCAGCACAGAGGGGGGCCUGGCCCAGGAGGGCAGGCCCCCCACCGCCAAGGAGGGCCUUGUGGCUCAGAAGGAGACGCACUUGUAGCAGGCGGCUCUGGACCAGGCCCCCUGGGAGACAGCGUCUGCUGAGACCUGGGGGUGGCGGGGUGGGGGGCACCGUGGGCACCCCGCUGGGCUCUGGCUGAGCCCAGACC